UAAUGAUGGUGCCAGCAGUCUGAAACCAUUUUUGUUUGGUGGCACAGUAAGUUACGUAAAGGUGGUUAAAAAAUCUUUUUGUGAACGGUCCGCAUUCAGUAGUGUCUGUCAUCAUGAGCCAAACAGACGUUAUUCAUGUAGUUACCCUGACAACAGAAAUAUGUUGGAACAUAAGCAGCGGUAACGUGCAUAUAGGAGUUGUUAGACAAAUUCCGGUGGAGGGUCAAGAAGGAUUGAAGACUGAAUUGACAGGACAGAUGUUUUGAACUUUGAGGGCUGUGACAUCUUCAUUAGGGCCCUGCUGAGGUGGUUGACAGGUCGCCGUGCCUUCAGGAAAAAACCUUCCUCAGUGUAACCACACUUAGGACCUUAAAAGAUUCAUAAAUAUUUGCACACAGGUCCACAUCUGCCUCCCCAUGCAGAACUCCAUGAAAUGAAUAAAGCACCACAGCCUAUAACAGGAUCCCCCUCCACCCCCCACCCUGCCCCCUCCCCUGGCCUUUCACAGCCCUCAUUUCCAGGGCAGCCCCCUUCUGUUGUGUUUGCCACCCCACCGCCUCCACAAAUGAACCCAACACCACAGCCCCGACAGUUUGCCCCAGGGCCCCGACCUAUACACCAACAGGGAAGCUUCAGGUCAUUACAGCCCUAUUACACCAACAGGGCCAGCCUGCCUCCCAGCAGCGGGCCUCGGGGUGUCCCUCCCAGCAGUGGCCCUCGGCCUGUGACACCCACCCACGUCUACCAGGCCGGCCCUGGCUCCCAAAUGAUGAUGAUCCCUGGGCAACAGUUGCCCUUCCCCAGCUCACCACAGGCACCAGCCUACUUCAUACCGAGUCAGUACCGGUCAACAACCUAUGUGGCCACACCCCAGCAAUACCCAGUCCCAGCAGGCACCCCGGGCUUCUACCCAGGCACCAGCCCGGCUGAAUAUGGUACUUAUGCAGGGGCCUACUACCCCGCCCAGCCUCAGUUCACCCCCUCAGUGCAGGCGGCACCGGUCAUUAUGAACCCUGCCCCUCAACAGCAGCCACCACCACCUCAGCCUCCCCAGCACAUGCACACCAAACGGGAACGUAAACAGAUCAGAAUAAGAGACCCUAACCAAGGAGGUCGAGACAUUACAGAGGAAAUAAUGUCAGGGGGCCGCAGUGGCUCUACUCCAACACCACCACAGACAGCCAUAUCUGGAACAGAAAGUACAGCAGUGGCCCAGGCCAACGGUGAGAGCGUCACAGCUGCUGCUACACCAGCAGUGGUUAGGCCAGCAUUUCCUUCUUUCCCUGCAGAUGACAGAGGAAAACCUACUCCCCCUCCUUCAUCAAAGAGUCCUGAACUUUAUAAAGGUGACCCUGUAUCCACUGAGACCACCUCCUCUGACAUGAACACUAAGCCCCCUUCACCCCCACUACUAUCAGAAGCAGAGGACAUCCCACCUGACACUAUUUCCACACUUGCGCCCAUCACUCCUGUUGGAGAUGUGAUGGAUUCUCCCCCACCUCCCAGGGAACCCACUCCAACCCUCCAAUCGGCACCUGAGGUGCCUGCCUACCCUGCACCUUUGCCUGACCCGGUGCGCACCUGUGCUGUGCAAGACGAAACAGACAAGAAAGCCACAGAGACAACAGAGGAGGUGGUGAAAGAGGAAGAGGUUAAAGCAGAAGAGGGAGCUAUCUCUCCGGACACUCCUCUUGCACCGCCCUCUACUACUAACGGUGUUGCAGAGGUGGAGGCAGAAAGGCUGUCGGUGAUGUUGCCACCCAGUCACCUUGAGGCCCCUCUAGAAUCUCCCAUCGCACAACCUGAGGAGCUCUGCCUCCCCAAUGGCCUGCCACUGCCUGCUCCUCAAGACCCCGAGGUGCCUGCCGUCAGUACAGCAGAGCGUGAUGACAGCCCCAUCGCUGAGCCCGACAUCAGCCAGGAGCUUGUCAUUCAGACCUCCACAGCCAUUACUGAGGCGGCUCCUGCGCCUGUUGUCCAAGCUGUACCUACACCUGUUGACCAGCCUGCACCCACUGAUCUGAGUCUUGCUGAUCCAGUUGUCCAGGCAGCACCUAUCCAGGCCGAGGUCCAAGACAUGGUUCCUACAGUUGCCAGGGAUGUAAAGGAAGAUACCCCAGUGCCCCAGCCCACCACUAAGGAAGAGAAGCCAUCCCCUGCAGAGACGGUUUCCAUAGCUGACAGCGCCUCAGAAACAGUGCCCUCUCCUCCCCCACCCACAGCAGAGGAGAAGGAGGACACUCCUCCUCCACAGACGGUCACCCCCGCCUUUGUAGAAACUACUAUGCAAGCUGCUGUGUCUGUGCCAAAGAAAAAGAGAAAGAUGAAGGAUCUGAAUAAAAAGGAGGCAGUGGGAGACCUCCUGGAUGCCUUUAAAGAGGAGCAGGUAGUGGCCCCACCAGAGCCCGAGCCGACCCCCGCCCGGGUACUGGAGACCCAGCCUCCUGCUGCCUCCCCUCCUGCCCCAGAGGAGGCGGAACUGACCUGGGAGGACAAGGAAGACAAACUGGACGCUGAGAACAUUCAGCCAAGUCAUCCUGAGCCGACCACCACUGACAAGAAGUACCAGUACAAAGAGGAGCAAUGGAAACCAAUCAAUACAGAAGAGAAGAAGAAAUAUGACAGAGAGUUUCUUCUGGGCUUCCAGUUUAUCUCAGCCAGCAUGAACAAGCCUGAGGGUCUACCAGCCAUCAGUGAUGUUGUUCUAGACAAGGCUAACAAGACCCCCCUGCGUCAACUGGAUCCCAGCCGUCUGCCAGGGAUGAACUGUGGCCCCGACUUCACGCCAUCCUUCGCCAACCUCGGCCGACCUGGCAUGGGAGGAGGAAGCAGAGGACCACCUCCAAGCAUGGGCAUUGGAGUCGGUGGUCCACGUCGCUCUCAGCAGAUCCAAAGGAAAGAGCCAAGGAAAAUCAUCACCAGCAUGUCACUCAAUGAUGACGUGCAGCUGAACAAGGCAGAGAAGGCUUGGAAACCUUCAACAAAGAAAAGCGUUCGUAGCCGUGUAGGAGAGGACAGCGAGGAGAAUGAUCCAGAACAGAUUAAGACCCAGGAGCUGUUUAAACGAGUUCGCAGUAUCCUCAACAAACUGACCCCCCAAAAGUUUCAGCAGUUAAUGAAACAGGUGACGGAACUGACUAUUGACACUGAGGAGAGAUUGAAAGGAGUCAUAGAUCUUACCUUCGAAAAGGCCAUCUCCGAGCCAGACUUUUCGGUGGCCUAUGCCAACAUGUGCCGCUGCCUUAGCGGGCUUAAAGUCCAAACCACAGAUAAGCUGGGAGGUUCAAAUUUCCGCAAGCUGCUGCUCAAUCGAUGCCAGAAGGAGUUUGAAAAGGAUAAAGAUGAUGACGAGAUCUUUGAGAAGAAGCAGAAAGAGCUGGAGGCUGCCUCAGAGGAAGAGGAAAAGCAGCGGCUCAUUGACGAGCUACAAGAGGCCAAAGACAAGGCCAGGAGGCGCUCACUAGGCAACAUUAAGUUCAUUGGUGAGCUGUUCAAGCUUAAAAUGCUCACAGAGGUCAUCAUGCAUGACUGCAUUGUAAAGCUGCUCAAAAACCACGAUGAGGAGUCCCUGGAGUGCCUGUGUAGACUGUUGUCCACCAUUGGCAAGGACCUAGACUUUGAGAAGGCCAAGCCCCGUAUGGACCAGUACUUCAAUCAGAUGGAGAAAAUCAUAAAGGAGAGGAAGACCACCUCUAGGAUCCGCUUUAUGUUGCAGGAUGUGCUGGACCUUCGACGGAACAACUGGGUUCCCCGGCGAGGCGACCAGGGCCCCAAGACAAUCGACCAGAUCCACAAAGAGGCUGAGAUGGAGGAGCACAGGGAGCAGAUGAAGGUGCAGCAAGCCCUCGUCUCCAAGAAGGAGUUGGGCAGCGGCCCUGGAGGGAGGAUGGGUGGAGGAGGUCCCGGGGGUCGUGGGGGCCCUCACACCCCAGGCAGGGGUGCUCCUCCCCAGGAUGAGGGCUGGAAUACAGUACCCAUCUCCAAGAACCGACCUAUUGACACCUCUCGCCUUAGCAAAAUUACUAAGACUCCUGUUCUUGACUUCAACAAUCAGUUGCUUGCCCCUGGAGGUAAAGGCACAUGGGGGAGUUGGGGUAAGGGCAGCAGUGGUGGCACUAGUGCUAAACCGGCGGACUCUGGAUCAGAGGCAGGCAGCCGUCCAGCCACUAGCACUCUGAACCGGUUCUCAGCCUUACAACAGCCUUCGUCCUCUUCAGGCUCCUCGCUGGACUCAGACAGACGAGUUCCUCAGAGAAACAGCUCAAGCAGAGAGCGCGGUGAUAACUUUGACCGCUCUAAUCGCGGCAGUGACCGAUUUGACAGACGAGACGAGCGACGGGAUGAGCGGCGGGAUGACCGUGAUAGAAACCGGCUGCAAGUCACCAAACGCAGCUUCAGCCGGGAGAACGAAGAGCGCAGCCGAGAGCGGGAGCAGGGUGGCUCGGCCGAUCCUGUCCGCAGGGUAGCAAGCAUGACAGACGACAGGGACAGAGGCAGCAGAGAGAGAGCCAGGAGCAAAGAGAUGAAGCGGGAGACAGCUGUCACACCCCCACCUCCUCAGACCCCCACCAAGCCUGCCUUGACAGAGGAAGAAAUGAACAGAAAGUCUACAGCCAUCAUUGAGGAGUACCUCCAUAUCAACGACAUGAAGGAGGCUCUGCAGUGUGUGAAAGAGAUGAACAGCACUCAGCAGCUGUUUUUAUUUGUGCGAAAUGGACUGGAGUCGACGCUGGAGCGCAGCACCAUCGCCAGGGAGCACAUGGGCCUGCUGCUGCACCAGCUCAUAAAGACCGGCAUCCUCCCAACACAGCAGUACUAUAAAGGACUUCAGGAAAUCCUGGAGCUGGCUGAAGAUAUGGCAAUAGACAUCCCUCACAUCUGGCUGUACCUGGCAGAACUGAUCACACCCAUGCUCCAUGAGGGAGGCAUCCCCAUGGGAGAACUUUUCAGGGAGAUUUCAAAGCCUUUGAUCCCUCUGGGCAAAGCUGGAGUCCUGCUGGUCCACAUCCUCACUUUACUCUGCAAAGGAAUGAGCCAUAAAAAGGCGGGCACAAUGUGGAGGGAGGCUGGCCUCCGGUGGAAAGACUUCCUCCCUGAAGACGAAGACGUCAACAAGUUUGUGACAGAAAAGGAUGUGGAGUUCACACUGGGCGAUGAGUCGGAGAAGAGCAAAAAGAAGGAGCUGAGCUCUGAGGAGCUGACCAAACAGCUCGACAGGCUGAUCCAGGACAAGGCCGACAAUCAGAGGAUCUUUGACUGGAUUGAGGCCAACCUGGACGAGCAGCAGACCUCCUCCAACAUGUUUGUCCGAGCUCUCAUGACGUGCAUCUGUCAGUCAGCAGUCAUCUGUGAGAACCCCUACAAGGUGGACAGUGAGCAGAUCAAGCUGAGGGCCAAGCUGCUGCAGAAAUACCUGAAGGAUGAACAGAAGGAGCUGCAGGCUCUGUACGCCCUGCAGGCGCUGAUGGUGCAGAUGGAGCAACCUGCCAAUCUGCUGCGGAUGUUCUUUGACACUCUUUACGACGAGGACGUGAUCAAAGAGGAGGCCUUUUACAAGUGGGAGUCGAGUAAAGACCCUGCCGAGCAGCAGGGCAAGGGCGUAGCCCUCAAGUCUGUCACCGCCUUUUUCACUUGGCUGCGCGAGGCCGAGGACGAGUCUGACAACAGCUAGGGCUCCCCCUCGGACUGGUGUGAGUCUACAGAGGAUCCUUGGGGAGAACGACUGUUCUGUGGAUGAUUCGGAGGACUCUGAAUCAGCAAAAUCCUUCUGCAUAAACAGAAUAAAAAAGUGAGAAAAAAAAUUCUUCAACUGGGAGAGAUUGUAUUAUGGAUCGAACAUUCGAUCAUGUUAUUUUUGUUUUCUUUUUUGUUUGUUCUUGGGUUUCUUGUUUUUUCUUGCCCAACCGAAUGUCUUUUUGAAUUAAAUAAAAAUACAAGAUUAUAUAGAGAGAAUAGAUAUAAGAAAGAGAAUGCUGACAAGCAUUACAAGCCGUGGGAGAUAAUGCUGUUUCCUUCAGUAUUUUUUUUUUUUUUUUUUAAGGUUUAUCUCCUGUUUUCAAACGGCUUUUGAAGACACUUUGCUUAAUUACAGAUAUAUAUAUAUAUGAAAAAGCUGUUAAAACUAAAAGGCUGUUCACAUCUAUAUUUUUGAUGACUUCAUCCUUUGCCAUGUGGACACGACACAGCAACAUUGUCAUGUCACGUGUACGGUGAUCUACAUGACAUGCUUAUGUAGACGGCUAGCUUUUUGUUUCUCUUUUUCUGGUGUUGGAUGAUUGGAGUGUGUGUUUUGUAAUAAAAUAGAAAACUACAAAGAAAAGUGGAGAGAGCUGUCUAAUGGACAUUUCAGAAAAAGUUACAGCAACGGUUUGGACUCCCAAGGAUUUUAUACAGACUUUAAGUGAACAGUAUCCCUGUGGGGAGGGGCGAUGAACAUUGACCAUUUUGCUGCUGGGGGGUAACGACGCCCUUCAACCCCACCCAAAACCCCCAAUAUACCCUCCAGUGUGUCUGUUUCACUUGUUUCCUGCUCUUCAAAACACAAACUGUGGACUGACAAAAGGAGAACAAAGAGUGAGGCUGCACCUUCCUUCACAGCCUGUUGUUGGAUUUUAAAAACAUAAAAUACCAUUUAUUGAAACUUGAAUAAAAGUAUACACUCAAAAAUACACUUUAAUGACAAAAGACUUUGAAAAUAGUUUAACAGCACGAAUCCUAAGGCUUUUUCUGCUUUCAUGAGUGGAAAUGCAUUUCAGGAGAGUUCUGUAAAUACAUGAUGGAUUGUUUAUUUUUGUUUUGUUUUGUUUUCAAAGAAAAAAAACUCUUCCCUGUAUUUAUAUUUUUCUCUCCUCAGCUGGCAGAAGGUGCUUGUAAUUAUCCAACCCAAGUCAUUGAUUACAAUUUAAUUGAAAAUUUGUAAAUAUUUUUUGCUUUACUUUAUUAAAAAGAUAUUUAAUUAAAGAAAAUGAAUGCCUCUUUUCACAUCCCAGACUGGAAGAGAUAAUAAAGAUUGUUGCCAAUAAAA
This is a messenger RNA of Scatophagus argus, 7024 nucleotides long. Its product is annotated as eukaryotic translation initiation factor 4 gamma 1-like. Lineage: Eukaryota; Metazoa; Chordata; Actinopteri; Scatophagidae. Gene Ontology annotation, molecular function: mRNA binding; translation initiation factor activity; protein binding. Gene Ontology annotation, cellular component: eukaryotic translation initiation factor 4F complex. The transcript has 33 exons. The coding region runs from base 434 to 5671 and encodes 1745 amino acids. The record is from RefSeq and is a predicted model, not a curated record.